AUGCAAACCGCACAACCUCUCCCGCAGCCAUUUGUAGCUGUGCGCGUGGAAUUGUUUAAGGCUGCAAGCAUGUCUCAUCACCAGUUCUGCUUCCAACAGGUCGGUGGUCGUUGCAAACUCCUGGGCGCUGGAGAAAUCGUGCCAGGAAUCGCGCCAGCCACCCCUGAACAGAUCCGGGCCUCGCAGCAACGGCGGGCGGAGCAACGGCGGGGACUCAAGGAGCAGUGUACGGCAGGUGGUCGUUGCGAACUCCUGGGUGAUGGAGACGUCGUGCCAGGAAUCAUGCCAACCAACUCUGGACAGAUCCGGGCCUCGCAGCAACGGCGGGCGGAGCAACGGCGGGCACUCAAGGAGCAGAGAAGCAAAGCACGCCGGGAACUGGACUGGAAGGCGGUCAAAGAAUUUCUUGACUUGCACCAGUUCAGCGACGUGAAUGCUGUGAAGGUCUCCCGGUUUGGGCUUAAACGCUCCUAUCCAAUGAAAGUGGCCCUGCGGCAAGGAGACAUGAGAAUGAUGCAGCUACUCUCCAAGUUUGGCGCCACCUGUGCCGUCGCUGGCAGCGAAGCUUCGCUAGUGUCCGGUGCUGGUGGUGCUUAG
Messenger RNA from Durusdinium trenchii, 597 nucleotides. The record is from the annotation of a GenBank genome assembly. NCBI's taxonomy places the organism in Eukaryota, Dinophyceae, Suessiales, Symbiodiniaceae.